Messenger RNA from Phyllostomus hastatus (greater spear-nosed bat), 6183 nucleotides. It is a transcript of the gene ACAN, whose product is annotated as aggrecan. The transcript has 17 exons. Gene Ontology annotation, molecular function: calcium ion binding; hyaluronic acid binding. The coding region runs from base 1 to 6183 and encodes 2060 amino acids. Lineage: Eukaryota; Metazoa; Chordata; Mammalia; Chiroptera; Phyllostomidae. Gene Ontology annotation, biological process: cell adhesion. The record is from RefSeq and is a predicted model, not a curated record.
AUGACCACUUUACUCUUGGCGUUCGUGACUCUGAGGGUCAUCGCCACCGCAGCAGCCGUCUCCGUAGAAGUUCCAGGCCCCGACAACUCGCUGAGCGUCAGCAUCCCCGAACCGUCCCCGCUGCGGGUCCUCCUGGGGACCUCCCUCACCAUCCCCUGCUACUUCAUCGACCCCAUGCACCCCGUGACCACCGCCCCCUCCACCGCCCCCCUCGCCCCGAGAAUCAAGUGGAGCCGCAUUUCCAAGGAGAAGGAGGUGGUUCUGCUGGUGGCCACGGAAGGCCAGGUGCGGGUCAACAGCGCCUACCGGGACAAGGUCUCGCUGCCCAACUACCCGGCCAUCCCCAGCGACGCCACCUUGGAAAUCCAGAGCCUGCGCUCCAACGACUCAGGGGUCUACCGCUGCGAGGUCAUGCACGGCAUCGAGGACAGUGAGGCCACCCUGGAGGUCGUGGUGAAAGGCGUUGUGUUCCACUACAGAGCCAUCUCCACGCGCUACACCCUGGACUUCGACAGGGCGCAGCGGGCCUGCCUGCAGAACAGCGCCAUCAUCGCCACGCCCGAGCAGCUGCAGGCCGCCUACGAGGACGGCUUCCACCAGUGCGACGCCGGCUGGCUGGCCGACCAGACCGUCAGGUACCCCAUCCACGUCCCUCGGGAAGGUUGCUAUGGAGACAAGGAUGAGUUUCCGGGCGUGAGAACCUACGGCAUCCGCGACACCAAUGAGACCUAUGACGUGUACUGCUUUGCGGAGGAGAUGGAGGGCGAGGUCUUCUAUUCGACGUCGCCGGAGAAGUUCACCUUCCAGGAGGCCGCCAACGAGUGCCGGCGGCUGGGCGCCCGGCUGGCCACCACGGGCCAGCUCUACCUGGCCUGGCAGGGCGGCAUGGAUGUGUGCAGCGCCGGCUGGCUGGCCGACCGCAGCGUGCGCUACCCCAUCUCCAAGGCCCGGCCCAACUGCGGGGGCAACCUGCUGGGCGUGAGGACCGUCUACCUGCACGCCAACCAGACGGGCUACCCCGACCCCUCGUCCCGCUACGACGCCAUCUGCUACACAGGUGAAGACUUCGGGGACAUCCCGGAAAACUUCUUCGGGGUGGGCGGGGAAGAGGACAUCACCGUCCAGACUGUGACCUGGCCGGACGUGGAGCUGCCCCUCCCCCGCAACGUCACCGAGGGGGAAGCCCGGGGCAACGUGAUCCUCACCGUGAGGCCCAUCUUCGGCUCCCCCACGGCCGCGGAGCCCGAGGAGCCCUUCACGCUGGGUCCUGACCAAGAGGCCACCGCCUUCCCUGGGGCCGAGAACGGGACUGGAGAGGCCACCGGGCCCUGGGCCUCGCCCGAGGAGUCCACGCCCGGCCUGGGCCCCUUCACCGGCGAGGACCUGGUCGUGCAGGUGACCGCAGCCCCGGGUGAGGCCGAGGUCCCCGGGCGGCCACGAUUGCCAGGGGGGGUCGUGUUCCACUACCGCCCGAGCUCCACCCGCUACUCGCUGACCUUCGAGGAGGCCCAGCAGGCCUGCCUGCGCACCGGGGCAGUCAUCGCCUCGCCCGAGCAGCUCCAGGCCGCCUACGAGGCCGGCUACGAGCAGUGUGACGCCGGCUGGCUGCAGGACCAGACCGUCAGAUACCCCAUCGUGAGCCCGAGGACCCCGUGCGUGGGGGACAAGGACAGCAGCCCUGGAGUCAGGACGUAUGGCGUGCGCCCGCCGUCGGAAACCUACGAUGUCUACUGCUACGUGGACAAGCUCGAGGGGGAGGUGUUCUUCGUCACCCGCCCGGAGCAGUUCACCUUCCAGGAGGCCCUGGAGUUCUGCAAGACCCACAACGCCACGCUGGCCUCCACCGGCCAGCUCUACGCCGCCUGGAGCCUGGGCCUGGACAAGUGCUACGCCGGCUGGCUGGCCGACGGCAGCCUCCGCUACCCCAUAGUCACCCCUCGGCCGGCCUGUGGCGGCGACAAGCCAGGCGUGAGGACCGUCUACCUCUACCCCAACCAGACAGGCCUCCUGGACCCCCUGUCCCGGCACCACGCCUUCUGCUUCCGAGGAGUCUCAGCUGCGCCCUCUCCAGGAGAAGAGGGGAGUAGCACGCCCACACCACCCUCGGGUGUGGAGGAUUGGAUCACGGCCGACGUGAGGCCGGGCGUGGCCGCUGUCCCCUCGGGGGAGGAGACGACGGCAGUCCCAGAUCUGACCACUGAGCCAGAAAACCAGACGCGAUGGACACCAGCCUACACCCCCGCGGGCGCUUUCCCGCUGCCAGGGGUCCCUCCUACAGGGCCUCCCACCGGCGCAGCCACCGAGGAGAGCACAGGCAGCCCGUCUGCCACGGAAGUGCCCUUGGUCUCGGAGGAACCAUCCCCCUCGGAGACGCCAUCCCCCUCGGAGAUGCCGUUCACCUCUGAGGAGCCGUCCACCCCCUCACCCCCAGCGCCCAGCGGGAUGGAGCUGCCAGGGUCGGGGGCCACAUCCGGGGUACCGGAGGUCAGCGGCGACUUCACAGGCAGUGGAGAAGCUUCAGGACACCUGGACUCCAGUGGGCAGCCCUCGGGGGGCAGUGCAAGUGGGCUGCCCUCGGAGGACCUUGACUCCAGCGGCGCCCCCACGACAGUGGGCUCGGGCCUGCCGGUGGGAAGUGGACUGGCCUCGGGGGAGGAAGACAGAAUCACGUGGUCCAACGCUUCUCAGGUUGGUGGGCUGCCCUCUGGCGGUGAGGGUCUAGAAGGCUCUGCUUCUGGAGUAGAGGACCUCAGUGGACUUCCUUCUGGAACGGAGGGUCUAGAGACCCCUGCCUCUGGAGUAGGGGACCUGAGUGGACUUCCUUCUGGAGAAGGUCCGGAAGUCUCUGCUUCUGGAGUAGAGGACCUCAGUGGACUUCCUUCUGGAACGGAGGGUCUAGAGACCCCUGCCUCUGGAGUAGAGGACCUGAGUGGACUUCCUUCUGGAGAAGGUCCGGAAGUCUCUGCCUCUGGAGUAGGGGACCUGAGUGGACUUCCUUCUGGAGAAGGUCCGGAAGUCUCUGCUUCUGGAGUAGAGGACCUCAGUGGACUUCCUUCUGGAACGGAGGGUCUAGAGACCCCUGCCUCUGGAGUAGGGGACCUGAGUGGACUUCCUUCUGGAGAAGGUCCAGACGUCUCUGCUUCUGGAGUAGAGGACCUCAGGGGACUUCCUUCUGGAAGAGAAGGUCUAGAAACCUCUGCUUCUGGAGUAGGGGACCUCAGUGGACUUCCGUCUGGAAGAGAAGGUCUAGAGACCUCUGGUUCUGGAGCUGAGGACCUCAGUGGGUUGCCUUCUGGAAAAGAAGACUUCACUGGAUCCGCUUCCGGAGCCCUGGACCUGGGCAGAAUACCCUCUGGAACUCUAGGAAGUGGGCACGCUCCAGAAGCGAGCAGCCUGCCCUCUGGAUUCAGCGGUGAGUAUUCCGGAGUGGACUUUGGAAGUGGCCCGUCCUCCGGCCUGCCUGACCUCAGUGGGCUUCCCUCUGGGUUCCCGACCGUCUCCCUGGUGGACACCACGCUGGUGGAAGUGGUCACGGCCACCGCGGCAAGUGAACUGGAAGGGAGGGGAACCAUUGGCAUUAGUGGCGCUGGAGAAAUAUCCGGGCUGCCCUUCAGUGGGCUGGACAUCAGUGGGGGAGCCAGCGGACUCCCUUCAGGAGCCGAACUCAGCGGCCAGGCAUCUGGAUCUCCGGAAAUCAUCAGCGGGGAAACGUCUGGACUCUUCGAUGUCAGCGGACGGCCGUCGGGACUUCCCGACAUCAGCGGGGGGACAUCUGGGCUUUUUGAGGUCAGUGGGCAGCCAUCAGGGUUUCCGGGGGAAACGUCUGCAGGGACCGAGCUUAGUGGGCUGCCUUCCGGACUCCCAGAUGCCAGUGGAGAAGUUUCGGGAGACCUCUUCGGCAGUGCUCGGCCGUUCGGCAUGACCGACCUCAGUGGGGAGACGUCCGUGGUCCCUGACCUCAGCGGGCAGCCCUCGGAGUUGCCGGGCUUCAGCGGGGCCACACCCGGAAUUCCUGACCUGGUCUCCGGCACCCCGAGCGGCAGCGGCGAAUCUUCUGGCAUUACGUUUGUGGACACCACUCUGGUUGAAGUGACCCCCACGACGUUCAAAGAGGAAGAAGGUUUAGGGUCCGUGGAGCUCAGCGGCCUCCCUUCCGGGGAGACGGAUCUCUUGGGCACCUCUGGGGUCGGGGAUGUCAGUGGGCGGCCUUCCGGAGCCAUCGACUCCAGCGGGUUUACAUCCCAGCCUCCGGAACUCAGCGGCCUGCCGAGCGGAGUAGCCGAGGUCAGCGGAGAAGCCUCUGGAGCCGAGGCGGGGAGCAGCCCGCCCUCGGGAGCCUAUGACGGCAGUGGACUCGCAUCGGGUCUCCCUACGGUCUCCCUCGUCGACAGAACUUUGGUGGAGUCUGUCACCCAGCCUCCCACGGCCCAAGAAGCAGGAGAAGGGCCCUCGGGAGUUUUAGACCUCAGUGGGCUGCAGUCCGGGCUGGUGGAGCCCAGUGGGGAGCCUCCGAGCACCCCGUAUUUUAGCGGGGACUUUUCUGGCACCGUUGAUGUGAGUGCAGAGUCUUCAGCAGCCACGGGCAGCAGCGGGGAGGCCUCAGGAUUUCCGGAAGUCACUUUAAUCGCUUCUGAAUUUGUGGAGGGUGUUACUGAGCCAACCGUUUCCCAGGAACUCGGCCAGAGACCCCCUUUGGCACGCACCCCCCCGAUUUUUGAGUCCAGUGGAGAAGCCUCAGCAUCGGGAGACGUCAGCGGAGCCACACCGAGGUUCCCUGGGUCUGGAGUAGAGGCGUCGUCAGUCCCGGGAUCUGGCCUCGAAACAUCUGCCUAUCCUGAGCCUGGGGUGGGGGCGUCUGCUGCUCCCGAGGCCAGUGGAGGAGCUUCGGGGUCCCCCGAUCUGAGUGAAACCACCUCUGCCUUCCCUGGCGCAGACCUGGGCGGGGCCUCAGGCCUGGACGCCAGCGGCAGCACCCCCGCCUUCCAGGAAGGACCCACAGAGGGCUCGACGCCCUCGGGAGUGAGUGGCGAGCCGCUCCAUGGGACCAGCACCUACGACGUGGUCACAGAGACAUCGGGCUGGGCUUCGGCCACAGCCACGGCUUCUGGAGACAGGACCGAACUCAGCGGAGACCCAUCCGGUCACACCUCAGGGCUGGAUGUUGUUAUCGGCACCGGCGUCCCGGAGUUUGAACGGACCCCACAGACCCAGCGCCCCGCAGAGGCGCGUCUAGAAGUCGAGUCCUCCAGCCCCCUGCACUCAGGAGAGGAGGUGCAAACAGCCGAAACAGCCACCUUCCUAACAGACGCGUCCACCCCAGCCUCUCCAGAGGGGACAGAAGAAUCCGGGGCAACCACUACAGACAUUGAUGAGUGCCUCUCAAGCCCUUGUCUGAAUGGAGCCACCUGCGUGGAUGCCAUCGACUCUUUCACAUGCUUAUGCCUUCCCAGCUACCGAGGGGACCUGUGUGAGACCGACCAGGAGCUGUGCGAGGAGGGCUGGACCAAGUUCCAGGGCCACUGCUACCGCCACUUCCCCGACCGUGAGAGCUGGGUGGACGCCGAGAGCCGCUGUCGCGAGCAGCAGUCCCACCUGAGCAGCAUCGUCACGCCCGAGGAGCAGGAGUUUGUCAACAACAACGCCCAAAACUACCAGUGGAUCGGCCUAAACGACAGGACCAUCGAAGGGGACUUCCGCUGGUCAGAUGGGCACUCCUUGCAAUUCGAGAACUGGCGCCCCAACCAGCCCGACAACUUCUUCGCCAGCGGGGAGGACUGCGUGGUGAUGAUCUGGCAUGAGAAGGGCGAGUGGAAUGACGUGCCCUGCAACUACCACCUGCCCUUCACCUGCAAAAAGGGCACAGUGGCCUGCGGAGACCCCCCCGUGGUGGAGCACGCCAGGACGUUCGGGCAGAAGAAGGACCGCUACGAGAUCAACUCGCUGGUGCGGUACCAGUGCACAGAGGGCUUCGUCCAGCGCCACGUGCCCACCGUCCGGUGCCUGCCCAGCGGGCACUGGGAGGAGCCUCGGAUCACCUGCACAGACCGCUGGGCCGGCCUGCUCCAUCCCAGGGCUCACGGAGACCGUUCUCUCUCCCCCCUCCCAGCCGCCGCCUACAAGCGCAGGCUACAGAAGCGUAGCUCCCGGCCGCCCCGGAGGAGCCGCCCCAGCGGGGCCCACUGA